UUGUUUUUUUGUUUGCUGAUUUAUAAUUUAAAAUUAAAAUUGAAUUUUCCGUCAAACAACAUAAAUAAGCGCCCUAAAAGAUUACAGUAAACAAAGACGGUGGAAAAAUGUCACAGCCACAGGGCAGGAUUUACAAUGAUACGACCCAAAGGAACAAUAAGUUGUGGCCCCUGAUAUCGGAAUUAUGUUCAGACCUUCAUGAAUCUAAGCCAUCACCGAUCCAUCAUCAACUGGUCAAUAACGCCAUGGAAUAUAUUACACAAUGUCCUAGCGCCUUGUCCAAGGCCAUGCCAUUUACGGAAUUAGUAGCCCUUAAGCGCAUUGCGGAUCUUUUAAAUGCCCGGGUAAUGGGCAACGAUUCGCCUCGUCCUGGCGAAUUAUUUGAGGGGCUAUAUGGAACACUGACCACAUUGGCGGUGGUUCCAUCAAUGCGCGUAACGCUGCUGAAUUUCUUUCUCUGCGUGCUGAUGAUCGAUUGCCGAAAAAAGGAAGAAGCGGCAUUGACAUUGCAAUUGUCUCCGACUUCAACAGCCACAAACGAAGAUGAUCUAACAGUUGCUCUGACCAGGUUCAAAACGGAUAAUAACAAUGGUUAUACGAAUGGAUAUCCGAAUGAAAUUUAUCGCUAUGAGCCAACACAAACGGAUAGCGUGGAUGAAUAUACAGAGGAAUUGCAUCUUGCCAACUAUCCUGAGAAUUUGGGGAAACAAAAGAAUCUCGAUGCUAUGCAUGAUGUGAUUCAGAAUGCCAUCUAUUCGUUCACAGGCGUUGAGGGUAAAUAUUUGAAGCGUGAUAUUGUUAGUGGUCGGUUCAAAUUAGAUCCAUUGAACCAGGAUCGACUAACAUCGAUUGAAUGCGGGAUGCUGGUGCGUCUUUCCGAAUUGGGUUACUAUCAUGAUCGUGUUGUCAAAUUCUCAACACUUUCGACUGGUUUCAAUGCCAUGGGUUGUAUGGGUCAAGCUUUCAUUGCACUGCUUAAGGAGGAAUUAACUCAAUUUCAUGGUCAGGUGGCACAGUUGCACGAUCAAUUGCAUAAUGUUAGGCGAAAGCAAAUGAUUGCUUAUAUGAACCAUCAGGUGCAGGACUAUCGCCAACAGCAGGGUGAACUGACGCUAAUGAAACUGCUAACAUGGCAAAUGGAGCCAUUGCAUCGCAUGCAGUGGUUGACCAAAAUUGCCGAUGCUUGCCAAAUGAAAAAGGGUGGCGAAUUGGCAUCAGUUGUAUACGAAUAUCUCGAUAAUGGCAAUCCAAUGGUUAAUCGCUUAGCCCACGAACUUCUCACAGCCAUUUGUGGGCCAUUAGUGCGCAUGAUCUCCAAGUGGAUGCUGGAAGGUGGCAUUUGUGAUCCAUGUGGUGAGUUCUUUGUAGAGUCACUGGAUGAAGUUGGUGCCGAUCGGCUGUGGCAUGAUAAAUUUCGGUUGCGUUUGCAUAUGCUACCUAAAUUCAUACCAAUCGAGUUAGCCCAAAAGAUAUUAAAGACAGGCAAAGGUAUUAAUUUUCUGCGUGAAGUAUGCGAAAUGGACGAAAUGGUCAAAGGGCGAGAUAAAUUGAAGAAGAUCAUCGAUAACCAGGUUUCGGACAUAUUUUCGUGUGUACAGGAUUCUAGUUGGCAUGCGGCCAUUGAAACAUCCUAUCAGCAAACUUCAAAACAUGUUUUGGAUAUAAUGCUGGGUCCGCAUAAACUGCUCGAUCAUCUUCAUGGCAUGCGACGCUAUUUGUUAUUGGGUCAGGGUGAUUUUGUUAAUAUCUUGAUCGAGAAUAUGAAAGAGGAGCUGGAGCGUUUGGGCACUGAGAUCUAUGCUCAUGAUUUAUCAGCCAUGUUGGAUGCGGCCCUACGUUGCACAAAUGCCCAAUACGAUGACCCGGAGAUACUCAAUCAUCUAGAUAUCGUUGUUCAGACCCCAUAUCCUGGCGAUUACGGCUGGGAUAUUAUUUCAUUACAGUAUACGGUGGAGGGGCCAUUGGCCACAAUGCUGGAACCAACAAUGCCCACAUAUAAGGCCCUAUUCAAGCCUUUGUGGCGUAUGAAGCAUAUGGAAUUCUUGUUAUCUAUGAAAAUUUGGAAGGAACAAAUGGCCAAUGCAAAGGCCCUUCGCUCGAUGCAUGAUGAAAUUGGCAAGGCAUGUUAUCGCCUCCACUUGUUUACAUCAGAGACAAUGCAUUUUGUGCAUCAAAUUCAGUAUUAUGUACUCUUUGAGGUGAUCGAAUGCAAUUGGGUGGAAUUGCAGAAACGAAUGCAGCAGGCCACUGCUCUUGAUGACAUACUGGAGGCGCACGAGAAAUUCCUAAGUACAAUUACAGUAGGCUGUUUUGUAAAUACAAUGACCGAUAUGGAGCGACAUCUGGACACCGUGUAUGAUAACAUAAUUUGCCUAGAUUCCUGGCAAUCCUCAUUCUAUCGCGAAUGCUUUAAGGAAUUGGAGGCACGCGAGAAGGUGCGCAAACGCGUUGCUGAGUCCGAGCUAACCGGCGGCUACGGUUUGACCAGCGAACAAAAAAUAGAACGGGAUCACGAGCUUAAAAUGUUUGAACAACGCGUGAUUAGUGCAUGCCGAAAUCUAGAUGAAAUAGCCACUGCAUAUGAGAAGGCAGUAAGCGGAUUUUUGUUAGCAUUGAAUUCAGACAAUGAUCCCAAUUUACAAUUGUUUGGUACUCGGUUGGAUUUUAAUGAAUAUUACAAGAAGCGGGACACAAGCCUUAGUAAACCUUUAACGUUCGAGCACCAGAGGAUGAGCAAUUUGUUUUCUAUCAAUAGUAAAAGUUUUAUUGGAGCUCGUUCUACAAUUAAUCCUCAAAUUUCCCUAGCUUUACUUAACAGCAAUAAUAGCCCCAAUAUCAUCAAGAAAGAAUAAGCAAUCUCAUUAGCAAUUUUGUCCCAGUGCCAACCAAUACUAAUAAUUAUUGUCAUCAAAAAUAUGGUUAAACCUCAAAUUAGUGUGAGAUUAGAACUCUGUACUUUCCAUUUUUUGUUUUUUUUUUUUUUACCUAAAAAAACUAAAAUUUGUACUCACUAGUUACCAGGUGAUCCUCCAACGAAAGUGAAUUUGUAUUUUAAAUCUGAACAAGUUUGUUUUUUCGUAGAAUAAUUGUCAAUUAUGUUUUAUUGGAAUCAGUGCCCUGUUAAAUAGAUCCUUUAAUUGUUCGAACAUAAAGAAAAAACCAAAUUAAAACUGAAAUCUUCAAAAGUAUUGUGAAUAUUGCCCAUUUUAAAAACGCCUUAAAUCUUUGAAAUAAAUGCAAAAUGGGUAAAAAAUUAAACAA
Molecule: messenger RNA, 3261 nt
Organism: Drosophila willistoni
Lineage: Eukaryota; Metazoa; Arthropoda; Insecta; Diptera; Drosophilidae
Gene: Grip91
Product: gamma-tubulin complex component 3
Exons: 6
Coding region: 108-2852 (914 amino acids)
Biological process (GO): spindle assembly; cytoplasmic microtubule organization; microtubule nucleation
Cellular component (GO): spindle pole; centrosome; equatorial microtubule organizing center
Molecular function (GO): gamma-tubulin binding; microtubule minus-end binding
Source: RefSeq, a predicted model, not a curated record